Messenger RNA from Phlebotomus papatasi, 2143 nucleotides. Its product is annotated as BTB/POZ domain-containing protein 2-like. NCBI's taxonomy places the organism in Eukaryota, Metazoa, Arthropoda, Insecta, Diptera, Psychodidae. The record is from RefSeq and is a predicted model, not a curated record. Gene Ontology annotation, biological process: neurogenesis. The transcript has 2 exons. Gene Ontology annotation, cellular component: P-body; cytosol. The coding region runs from base 97 to 1653 and encodes 518 amino acids. Gene Ontology annotation, molecular function: protein binding.
GAGAAACUUAACGAAAAUGGCAGAAAAGUGAAGAAAAAUUUUGUGCAUAUUGGAAUUUGUGUAAUUUAAAUUAAUUUCCCGGAGAAAUUUGAUAAAAUGAGUGAAGAAAAAGAUAAAAUGGUAACUGAGGAACCAUCUGGCGAAGGAAGCAGCAAGAAUGUUUCCUAUGAUUGGCAAGUAAACAAGCAUGAGAUGAAGAUGAGGGGCCAGCAUUUGCUGGAAACUGGUCUCUGGGCAGACUGUCACUUCCUCCUGGGUGCUCCGCCCCAUCAGGAAAUCAUACCAGGUCAUAAAUUGAUCCUGGCUAUGGCUUCGCCUGUGUUUGAGGCAAUGUUCUUUGGUGGCUUGGCUGAGAAGAGUGACCCAAUUCCCAUUUGCGAUGUCCAGCCGGAAGCCUUCAAGGCCCUUCUGGAGUACAUCUACAUGGACUCCAUUAAGAUAAAUACGGUGGAUAAGGCUUGUGAGCUCUGCUAUGCCGCCAAGAAGUACAUGCUGCCGUAUGUAGUGGAGCAGUGCACAAGAUUCCUCUGGGCAGAUCUGAAGCCCAGUAAUGUAUGCCGGGCUUAUGAAUUUGCCCGACUCUUUGAGGAGCAUCGCCUCAUGAUGACGUGUAUAGAGAUGAUAUGCACCCGAACGAUGGAAGUCAUCAAGGAUACGAGCUUUGAGGAAGUGGAAAUAUCAACAAUUCACACGAUCCUGGACCAGGAAUUUCUCAGUGUGGACAGUGAAUUGUCCCUCUACUUUGCUCUCAGUCGAUACAGUGAGAAACACACAGCUCAGGGGGAGAGUUCUAGCUCUAGAGCCACUCCAGAAUCAUCUUCCGGAGGAUCUGCAAAUGUGCGCACAUUUGACAUCCGGGAAGCACUCAAGAAGAUCCGUUUUCUCACCCUAACCCCUCAGCAAUUUGCUGAAGGACCGGGAAGAUCAACCCUACUCACACAGACCGAAGCAUUUGCCAUCCUGAUGAACAUCUCCAGUCCCAAUUCCGUCUGCCCAAUGCCUGAAGGCUUCUCGACCAGUCGCGUCUCGCGGAUUCAGAAUGUGGUCGUGGAGUCACCAUCCCCUCAAGAUGGCUCAGAAUCCCCCAAUAGGAUCAUCCCUGGGAACAGUCCGAUGGUGGAUGAGAUGCACGAUGUCAGGAACAUGAUGGAUUCACAGAGAUACUACUGCGUACGUUCAAUCCGGCAGCAGACAGACUAUCUCAAUACCAGUGUCCUGGACUGCUCCGUCACCUUCUCCGUCAACAGAUGCAUCUGCAUCACGGGCGUCCAGGUUCCCACGCAAGUUCUCGGCGAGUCCAAUAUGCAGCGAUAUCAUGAUGGAAGUCUCCCGGAGCGGUACUCAGAACUCCUCUACGCCCAUCUCCUGGACAGCCGAGGAUCCCGUCUCACGUACACUCACUGCACGUCCAAGGUGCGCUUCGACAGUAUGCUGGAGAUCUCCUUCGACCGGCCAGUUUUCAUUCAGCGCUACAAACGCUACAAAAUCGGCAUCGUCUUCAACAAAGUUGGUUGGUAUCCGAUGGCCGAAUGCUUGCCCAAGAAGACGUACCAGGACGUGGUAUUUUCCUUUGGCGUGGGAAUGCCCAAUGAAUCUGUCCGGGAUGGCCUCAUCCGGGCCAUUGUCUUUGCUUUCACCAGGGAGGGCAUCUAGAGAUCUUUUCCGCUGCUGCAAUCUGAAUAGGGGAAGGUGGGGCUACUUUGAGCUGUGAAGCUGCUUUGAUAUAGUUUUUUUUGCAGAUUUCUAAAGAAAGCUGAACCUACACUGUAAAAAAAGAGGGUGCGAUUAACACUUUUUAAGUGUAAAAAUAUAUCAACAUUUUUUAAUGUUAAUUUUACACCUUUUUAAAAAUUAACAUGAAAGAGGGUAACUUUAACCCAUAAUACACCUCAAAAGUGUAAUAUUUACACCAAUUUUUGAUUAAUAUUGCAGGGUGAAAUUAACAUUUCUGUAAUGUUAUUUUAACUUUUUCGGAUUUCCAUUAGAAAUCUGCGAAAAAAAAAUGUAUAUCAAUGUAACCAUAUCCCCUUUCUAAUUUUUAGACUUUUCAAAAUGCUGGUUUUUUGUGUGGAGUGGAAAACAAAAAAGAAAUUGUAAAAAUCUGACUCAAAAUUUUAAAUAAAUAUUUAUGAACUUUGUGAAA